GUGACAUAAUCAACCUCGCCUAUCAUUGUGACCGUACGGAUACACCCAAGAAAUGCUGCUCGGCCUGCUGGCGACGAUGAUUUCUGCCGGGCCCCAUGCGGCCUACGAGGAUGAAAUCUACUUCGCAACUGCUGCUCCGUCGUCUUCGCUGUCUCCUCGCGGAUUCUGGACACUACUGGGCGUCGUGAUUGUCGUUCUAUUGGUAUUUUCCUUCCUUCUGGCAAAUGUCGUCGCCUGGUGCAUGCAACUGCGUCGCGAGCGCCGCAUUCAGCGUAAAACGGAGGAAUUAGCAGCUAAGUCCAAGGAAGCCGGGGCUCCAUCCGUGCCUGUGACCAUUCUAACAGGCUUUUUAGGCGCCGGGAAGACCACGCUCCUCAAUCGGAUUCUCCUAACCGAGGACAAGCUGCCUUACAAGAUUAUGGUGCUGGAGAACGAACUAGGUGCCGUCAGCAUCGACCACACACUGUUAGAGGCUGGGGGUAAGGAGAAGGACGGGAUUUACGUGUUGCAGAAUGGCUGCAUGUGCUGUACUGCUCGAGGUGGCAAAGGGAAGGGCGGAGACGAGCUGGAACGUAUCCUGGACUAUCUACUGCAGUUGGUGCAAGAGCAGAGCUUCGACUACCUUAUAGUGGAGACCACAGGUCUGGCAGACCCGGGGCCUAUUAUUGAGACCUUCUUGAGACUCAGAGCGUCGAGAUUUAGACUCGACGCUAUUGUCACGAUGGUGGAUGCCAAGGCAACGCAGAGAUACUGGAAGCAGAAUGAAAGGUAUGAAUUCCCUAUUGAACUCCAACGACAGGCAUUGUAUGCGGACAUUAUCGUGAUGAACAAGGUGGAUGUGGCUACCAAGGACGAAUGUAAGAGACUGGAGAAGGCACUAACGGAGAUUAACGAGGAAGCCACGGUUUGUAGCUGCGUGAAGGCUGAUAUCGACUUGGGCAAGAUCUUGAAUGUCAAGACGUUCGAUGCAGUGCGCUUCAAUGCGCAGAGCGAUGCAGCUAAUGGAGUCAAGCGAAGUGUGAAGGCACGUGGGCAACAUACAGGAGGCAUUAGCACGGUGCACUUCGAAGUCGAACGCGACGUGGACGUUGCUGCGUUUGGCGAGUGGCUUUCUGAAGUGGUCACUCGAUAUGUGAAGGGAGCAGACGUGUUACGUGUGAAAGGUGUACUUUCAGUUGCUGGAGACGCUGAAGACCGCAGAUGCAUCGUACAAGGUGUACUGGACACGUAUACUAUCGCUCCUGGGUUACCCUGGGAAGCUGGAGAGCAGCGAGUCUCGCGUUUAGUGCUCAUCGGUCAGGGGCUCGACCGUGAUGAGCUAGAGCGCGGCUUCCAGAAUUGCCUUGUCGAUAACAGCGCUGGCAGUGAGACCAAGAAGGAGCGGUGAAUCGGUUAGGAAGAGUUUUUUUGUUGGAGGUGGUUAUCGCAACGGAGGCAAUGACUACAACUUGAAGAUGAACCUGGUAUUGAUCUCCACCUCCAGCAAUCGAAUUUAUCAGUCAAUUUAGCUUAUCCCGCACUGUCAAAUUCGCAGCUAGAAAAGAAAAACUACAG
Molecule: messenger RNA, 1554 nt
Organism: Phytophthora nicotianae INRA-310
Lineage: Eukaryota; Oomycota; Peronosporomycetes; Peronosporales; Peronosporaceae
Exons: 1
Coding region: 53-1387 (444 amino acids)
Cellular component (GO): cytoplasm
Source: RefSeq, a predicted model, not a curated record